AAACUAAUUUUAAUACAUUAAAUGAAAUUCGUCAUACACAUAUAUUAUCAGAAACCAUUAGACAAAAUUUGUUACACAAAACUAAGUACAAUCAAGGUUUUGGUUAUGCUAAGAAAGCAAUUAAUCUGGCACUUCAAAUAG
Messenger RNA from Racocetra fulgida, 141 nucleotides. NCBI's taxonomy places the organism in Eukaryota, Fungi, Glomeromycota, Glomeromycetes, Diversisporales, Gigasporaceae. The record is from the annotation of a GenBank genome assembly.